CUAAUAACUUAUUACAAUUUGAACAAUUGCUUUUAAGAAUAAUUGUUUCUAAUACACUGCCUUUUACAUUUAUUGAGAAUGAAAACACAAUCACUGUAUUUGAAUUUUUAGUGCUAGAACUUAAAUUGCCUAA
Scutellospora calospora is the source of this 133-nucleotide messenger RNA. Lineage: Eukaryota; Fungi; Glomeromycota; Glomeromycetes; Diversisporales; Gigasporaceae. The record is from the annotation of a GenBank genome assembly.